UUCUUGAGGACUCAGAACAGCAGCAGCUGAGACCACCCCGGGAAGAGGAUGACGCCCAGCAGAGCUCUGGUUCUGGGCAUCCUCGCCCUGACCACCAUGCUCAGCCCCUGUGGGGGUGAAGACGACAUUAAGGCUGACCAUGUUGGCACCUUUGGUACAGUUGUCUAUCAGUCUUACGGACCCAGUGGCCAGUUCACAUGUGAAUUUGAUGGUGAUGAGUUGUUCUAUGUGGACUUGGAUAAGAAGGAAACAGUCUGGUGGGUUCCUGAGUUUGGCAAACUGACAAGCUUUGACCCACAAGGCGGACUGCAAAGUAUAGCUGCAGCAAAACAUAACUUGGACGUCCUGACUAAGAUGUCGAAUUCUACCCCAGUUACCAACAAGGUUCCUGAGGUGACUGUGUUCCCCAAAGCCCAUGUGCUUCUGGGUCAGCCCAACACCCUUGUCUGCUUCGUGGACAACAUCUUCCCUCCUGUGGUCAACAUCACGUGGUUGAGAAACAGCAAGUCGGUCACCGAAGGCUUCUAUGAAACCAAUUUCCUCUCCAAGAGUGACCAUUCCUUCCACAAGAUGUCCUACCUCACCUUCAUUCCUUCUGACGAUGAUGUCUAUGACUGCAAGGUGGAGCACUGGGGCCUGGAGGAGCCGACACUGCAACACUGGGAACCCGAGGUUCCAGCCCCCAUGUCAGAGCUGACAGAGACUGUAGUCUGUGCCCUGGGGUUGUCCGUGGGCAUCGUGGGCAUCGUGGUGGGCACCAUCUUCAUCAUUCGAGGCCUGCGAUCAGGUGGCACCUCCAGACACCCAGGGCCCUUAUGAGCCACACCCUGGAGAGGAAGGUGUGUGGUUCUCUCCAGGACAGAAGUGAUGUGCUAGAUGACCUGGAACAGGGCAUUUCCUGGCCCGAUUUAUCUUGUACUUUGUCUCCCCCAACUGUCCUCCAUCUUGCUUUUCUCUUGGACAAGAGGUCCCCCCUCACAGCUCACAUACUCUUGGAAUCCGCCCCUGACCUGAGUUUUAAUUUUUGCCAUCUCUCACAUAACAUAUAGUAUAGAAUCUCAGUGACCCUGAUUCAGUAGCUGCACAAAGCCAAUAAAUCAUUUUUUAUAAGUCAGUUGUUUUUCCAUGUCUUUCAUCUUGGAGUUUACUAGAGCCAUGGCCAUAUAAUCCCAUGCCCAGUGACAGGAACAACCAAAUACAGCCUUGGAAUGUUUGAGUAUCUUAACGUAGGUUGAACGAUCCCUCUCUCUCUCUCUCUCUCUCUCUCUCUCUCUCUCUCUCUCUCUCUCUCUCUUUUGUUCCAAGCCCUGACCACUAGCACCUAUCUCCAGUCAGGGUGUGAAAUCUGCCUUGUUGUAUACUUUUACUUUAAGGAAAUGUCAAGACAUAGGACACACACCAGUAAUUCCAGCACCCCAGAGGUAGCAGAGAAGAGCAGAAGAGUCCUCACAAGUAUAAGGCCAAUAUUGUCUACACAAGGCAUACCCUGUCUAAAUGUGUGGUGUGUGUGUGUGUAUAUAUACUAUACUCACUUUAGCAUAACCUUUUAAUUAAAAGAACUUUGAAUUUCAAAGUGAGAAAAAAUUUUAAAUGUUUUCAAAAAUCAAAAUUGUUCCCAAAUUUUUUUUUGAAUCCUCCAGGAGAGACACCUCUUGGUGUGUCUGUGAGGGAAUUUCCAGAUACAUUCAGGUGAGGUGGCAAGAGCCAUCCUGAAUAUAGGCAGCAGCAUCCUGUGGGCUGGGACAAAGGAGAAAGUAAACCAGCCUUCUUCUCUCUCUGCUUCCUAACAGUGAAUGCAAUGUGACGACCACCUCAUGUUCUCUCUGCCUCCCCGAACUGUGAACCAAAGUAAACCCUCCCUCCCUUCCUCCAUCUCACUCUCUUGCUGCACUUGUUUAACUCUGUAAAGCUGAGACUCUUUGUCUGUCUAAAACACCUGAUGGUCUAAAAAAGAGCUGAAUGGCCAAUAGCAAGGCAGAAAAAAGGAUAGGUGAGGUUGGCAGAGAGUAUAAAUAGAAGACAAAAUCUGUGAGGAAAAGAAGAAGUAGCCAGAGAAGGAGGAGACAAAAGUGGCAUCCACCUAGCUACAUAGUAAUUCAUAGAAGGAAGAGGAAGAGAGAUGAAGGCUGACUUACUUUCUCCUUUGGCCCAGUCCACAGGACACUGCUGCCUUCCUGCGAAGAUGGACUGUGUCCCCCUGAACUGUGAACCAAAGUAAACCCUCCCUCCCACUCUCCUUUUUUUCUCCCUUCCCCUUUCUCCUUCCCCUUCUUUCUUCCUCCCUAUUGUCAGGUAUUUGUCACAACAGCAGGAGAAGCAGCUCCUACAAUGACAGAGUUUGCUCUCCAAGAUGAGAUAGCAGGAUCGAUCCUAUAGGUCAACAGCUGGAUACGUGGCCCAUCAUUAACCAAAACUUUGUCAUGUGG
Alexandromys fortis (reed vole) is the source of this 2426-nucleotide messenger RNA. RefSeq names its product H-2 class II histocompatibility antigen, A-R alpha chain-like. The transcript is spliced from 5 exons. Gene Ontology annotation, biological process: antigen processing and presentation; immune response. Lineage: Eukaryota; Metazoa; Chordata; Mammalia; Rodentia; Cricetidae. Gene Ontology annotation, cellular component: MHC class II protein complex; membrane. Bases 49 to 819 code for a protein of 256 amino acids. The record is from RefSeq and is a predicted model, not a curated record.